This is a messenger RNA of Drosophila sulfurigaster albostrigata, 4907 nucleotides long. RefSeq names its product sodium/potassium-transporting ATPase subunit beta-2 (gene nrv3). Gene Ontology annotation, cellular component: sodium:potassium-exchanging ATPase complex. Gene Ontology annotation, biological process: intracellular sodium ion homeostasis; potassium ion import across plasma membrane; sodium ion export across plasma membrane. Gene Ontology annotation, molecular function: ATPase activator activity. Lineage: Eukaryota; Metazoa; Arthropoda; Insecta; Diptera; Drosophilidae. The record is from RefSeq and is a predicted model, not a curated record.
GAUUAACGGCACAUAGAAAUAAACAGAUAUAUAUAUCUAUAUAUAUAUAUCUCAAAUAUAUAUAUAUUUAUAUAUACAUAUAUAGAGAGUUAUUAUGUACAUGUCUGCGUAGAAAAGAGGAGGCUGAAAAGCAGCGUUCAAGAAAAUCCAUCUGUAUGUGUGUUGUUGUUGGUGCGCCGCUGCGAAAAAUACAACAAAUUUUCAUGUAUUUGCACAAAACGUUGGUUACAUAAAAAAAGAAAAAUUCUCGAGUAACCAAAUAAAUUUAGCGCAAAUCUUAACACAAUACUGCUACGAACAUUCAAAAAACCCAUAAAAAAAUGUUGUACCAACGCAGUUGAUUAAGACAAACACACAAAAAAUAAAAAAAAUAAAACCAAGAAACCAAAAAUAUAAUAAAUAUACAUAACCAAAAACCAACACCAAAUAAAAUAAAUUAAAAUAAAACAAAAGUAUUUAUAACGAUAAGCGAUUAAAGCCUAAGCAUUAAUAGUUUAAAACUAGUCUAACUGACAGACAGAGACACCCUUCUUUGACCUGGUGCAACUGAAACCGAACAGUUCUUAAACCAAAAACCAAAAACUAAAAGAAAAAAAACAACAAGCUCUAAAAUGGCCGACAAGAAGAUUGGUGAAUACUAUGCACCACCGCCAAAGAUGGGCAAAUGGGAGGGUUUCAAAAAAUUCCUAUGGAACAGUGAAACUAGCCAAUGCCUCGGACGUACCGGAUCCAGUUGGGCAAAAAUUCUACUUUUCUAUAUUAUAUUCUACGCGGCGUUAACCGGAUUCUUUGCUGCCAUAUUCGCGGUGUUUUAUCAGACAUUGGAGGCUGAUAAACCUAAAUGGAUGCUUGACAAUGGAUUGAUUGGAUCGAAUCCAGGACUUGGCUUCCGACCAAUGCCCCCAGAGGCGAAUGUUGAGAGCACUCUUGUCUGGUACGAAUCAUCGAAGAAGGACAACUAUAAGUAUUGGGUUGAUGAAACUUCAUCAUUUCUGAAAGCUUACGACGAUUUGCCCAAGAAGAAUCAAGUGAACUGCUCAUUCGAGAAUCCCCCCCCGGAUGGAAAAGUGUGCGGUAUUGAUAUUCAAAGCUUUUCGCCCUGCACUGCUGAUAAUAACUUUGGUUAUCAUGUGGCCCGACCCUGCAUAUUCCUUAAGUUGAACAAGAUAUACAAUUGGGUGCCAGCAAUUUACAACGAUUCAAAAGCUUUGCCCAAUGACAUGCCCGAGGAGUUGAAACAGCACAUCAAGGAAAAGCAGAGCCUUCGACCAAAUGAGACUGGCGUUGUUUGGGUAUCGUGUGAGGGUGAAAAUCCUGCUGAUGUUGAGAACAUUAAGGCCCGCGAUUAUUAUCCUCGCAUGGGUUUCCCCCAUUACUACUUCCCAUUCCAAAAUAUUGAGGGUUACAUUCCGCCAAUUGUUGCUGUUCAAUUCACCGUCGAAACUGGCGUAUUGAUCAACAUUGAGUGCAAAGCCUGGGCUCAUAACAUCCAUCACGAUCGCUCGGAUAGGAGAGGAUCCGUCCACUUUGAGUUAAUGGUCGAUUAAGCAAAUCGCAAUGGGAUAGUAUCACAAAAAGGCUACAAGCUUGAAGAACAGCAACAGGAGGAACUGGAAGGUUACGGAUGGAAGAGUGGUGGGCGUGACAGAAGUGAGAAGGAUCCGCUAACGGACAGGAGUGACGUGACAUCAAAUAGGCCUACAAAACAAGCAGAUAAAGAUGAAAAUAAAGCAGAGUCACGUUAAACAAAAAUAUAAAAAAUAAAAAAAGACAGUGACAAACACACACAAAAAGUAGCAGCAAGCAAAAACAAAAUUGAACAAAAAAGCUAAAGUAAUAAUAAUGAGAAAUAAAUACAGCAACAACCAAAGAAAAAUCUAAAACAGAGCUACAAGAAUAAAAGAAAAGCAAAAGCAAAAGGAAAGCAAAACAAAACAAAAAAACGAAUAAAUUAAAAUAAUAUUAUUAACUCUAGCGCUAAAAAGCUAAAACUACCCAACGCUAUCAAUACGCUCCAUACACAUGCAUACACACAUCUACACAGACACACGCACACCUACAGACAAAACCAUAUAACUUAAUUUGUUAGGAGAAUUUUAUUUAGUUAACAAUUUAGGCAAAAAUAGCAAAUGGUUAAAAUUGGCAAAACACAUAAUUUAGCGCAAAUAUGAUAUUAAUAAAAGAAAAGAAAUGAAUUAAUAAAAACCAAUUGUUGUUAACAAAUUCUACUUUGUUUUUGGUGUAAUUUAAUAAAGAUAUAAACGACUAACAGCGCAGCGAAACAAAUUAUAAACAAAUGAAUGCAGCAACUGUUCUUAAUUCAAUGAGAAACGUGUUAAAUAAAAAAUAAAAACAAAAAACAAUUAUUUAUAUUUAUAAUAUUUAAAUAAAUACUUAUAUAUGAAGAAACAAAAGUAAAAAAUAAAUGGAAAAUUGGAACGCAUAUAUAAACACAACAUAUGUAUACAUACAUAAUUGCAUACAUUAGAAACAUGAUCCAACCAACCCAAAAAAAAAAAAAAAAAAAAAAAAACAAAAAAAAGAUCAAGUAUAUAAUUUGUUUAAAUUUGUGAAAAAUUUAAACUGUCGGCAUUACUCCCAUGAACAGCAAGAGCAAAUCAUAAAGAAAUGUAUAACAGCAAAUUUCUAAAGCAAACAAUAUAACUGUAGAUUUAAAAAAUACAAAACAAAACCGAAACCGAAACAAAUGAAUAAGAAAUUAACUGCAAGGCAUAGUAAAGAAAAGUAAGAAAACUAAGACGCAGAAUAUUUGAUAAACACAAUAUAAACAAACGCAUAUAAAUGCAAAAAGAAAACCCACAACAACACAUUUAAAAUUAAUACUCUUCACUUAUUAUGAAAAACCAAAAACCAAAAAACAAAAUAAAAAUAAAUAAAAGUAAAAGUAAAAUAAACAAGAUCAUUAAUGUGAAAAUUGCAUGAAAAUAAAAAGAAAUAUACAGAAAAAAAGCAAAAAAGCAAAAAAAAAAACUAUAAAACAUAAUAAUAAUUGAGGCAAAACCGAUAAAUAUAGCUGAAAGUAAAGUACAGAGUAACUGGUUACAAUAAAACAAAAAGAGUAUAUAAAAUUAAAAUAUAUUAUGUAUACAAGGAAUCCCAAAGAAAGAUUAAUAAUAAUAAAACGAACUUAAUUUAACUAAACAACAAAAAAAAACCCUACCGUUUCGAUAUAACAUUUUUAACAGCCAUCUCUUAGCAGACGUAGAACCAGAAACCAGGGGCGAUCCAAAUAACCGACCUUCCAGCGAAAGAAUGUGAGGGCAGCACCACAACAGAUACAGAUACACCUUCCCAUCCAUCCACUGCUUAGGCAACUUUUUGAAAUGUGUGUUGAAAAAUUAUUUUCUAUAAUAUAUUUUGAAUAUUCGUUUCGCAAAUCGAAAAUAUGUUUCUUUAAGUUACAAUUUACUUUGAUUCUUAGUAAAGCUAAAUUCAUAUAUACGCCUCAACUAACUUAAUAACUUUCUCGCUCUAUUGAGACACCCCACCCCAUAAAAAGGAAAAAAAAAAAAAAAAAAAAUUAAAAAUAAUAAAAAAAAAAACAAAUAAAAAGCUACAUCUCUUAACUGGCAUACUAAGCUUUAUAACUACCCCCUUUUACCAUCCAAUUAACUAGUGCUAGUCUAAAGUAUAAGAAACAAAUGAAAACCCAAACCAAAAUGAUUAUAAAAUUAAACAUAAAAUGUUAUAAAGUUUUGCUACAGAUGAAGCAAAGUCUCUAAAUAAUAGUUUAAAGGAAAAUGUUAUACUUAAAUAUAUAUAUUAUAAAAUUAUAAUUAAAAAAAAUACUUUUAUUAAAUAAUUUAAAAGUAUCAAGUCAUAGGCAAAAUCUGGUUGAAUUUUCCCCAUAAAAACGGGAUAACUCUUUUGUGAGGAACUUGGACUUUUGGAUGGCAAAAGGCAACGUUGUUUAUAAACCCUUUCCUUUACCAAUUCAAAUGAUUUAAACAAGAUAAACUGUUUUAUUUCUCAAUAUUUGUUGGAGUCAAUAAUAAUAGUACGUUGUUAGUCCAAAAGUAUCAAAUAGUUUCCAGAAAAUUUAAUACUUUAAAGACUUUCAAAAUGUGUAAUAAUAAAUUCGACAUGCAACCAAAAACUUGUAUGCAAAAUAGUUUUCGAACAAAUAAAUUUCUAGUGCAUGUUUUCCUAUAAAUUAAAAAAAAAAUUACAAAAAGCAAAACUAAGCAAAUAGUUAAGUAGUGAAAAUAAAAUGCUGCAGUUUGCAAUAAGCAAAUUAUGUAAACACGAGUUGUGAGAACACUCAAUUUUUUUCAAGCAGUCGCGGGCAGCCGUAAAACUAUUAAAAUGCAAAUAUUUCAAAUAAAUCCCAUAGAUAUUUGUUGAUUAUUUUCAAUUAAAUUGUUUUUGUUAUUUCCAACCCGAAACCGAAUUACUACGCACAAAAUUUCACCUAAAUAAUCUUUAUUUUUCAACCGGGCAAAGUGUGUUCCCAAAACCGCCGAUAAAUAUUAGUAGUUUAUAUAGGGUAACAAAAGCUAUAAAAAAAAUAUAACAAUUAAAAAGUAAAUAACGUAUAAUUAUAUAAAAAUAAAAACUGCCAAGUAAAUGUUUGACCCUCUAGCGCGUGUAUUAAAAUUUCCACAAAUUUAUGUAGAAAAAUUGGCUUUUGAAUUUUUCAAUUUCAAUAUGAUUCAUUAGGUAUCGGCAAAUGAGACAAAAAUGUAUUUGCACCAAAUGCUUGCGGAUCCAAAAUGUUGCAUACUUUGUAGCACAAUUACUAGCAUGCGGCAACUACUAGAACACACUUAAAAACAUAUUUAACAAGAAUAUAUAUGUAUAAACUGCCAUUUUUUACACCAAGUGUAUGGAAACAAAAAAAACAAAAAAAAAAAUACAAAACAAAACAACAAAAAAAAAAAAUGAAA